Molecule: messenger RNA, 3062 nt
Organism: Fundulus heteroclitus (mummichog)
Lineage: Eukaryota; Metazoa; Chordata; Actinopteri; Cyprinodontiformes; Fundulidae
Gene: ppm1nb
Product: protein phosphatase, Mg2+/Mn2+ dependent, 1Nb (putative)
Exons: 6
Coding region: 1148-2440 (430 amino acids)
Biological process (GO): protein dephosphorylation
Molecular function (GO): protein serine/threonine phosphatase activity; manganese ion binding; magnesium ion binding
Source: RefSeq, a predicted model, not a curated record
UGGCUCUACAGAAAUUAUACCUCAAGAUCGUCUUCUAACUGCGUGACUGACUUUAUUAAAGGCUUGAGAGUGGAGUCUGGAAGACUGUGGCAGUUCCAGGUAGACAGAGACGGGACAAAGUUUCAUUCAGAGCCACACUGGAAUGGUUUAAAUCCAGCAGGAAAAGCCUUUUCAUAAUUUAAUCUGUAACCUGGUGUUGGUCUAGCAAAUAAAAUGUCAAUAAAAUCAACGGAUACAGUGGUUAUGACAUAAAAGAAAAUCUGAAAGGGUUGAAAGGUUUGAGUCCGAAGCUUUCAUAUUUGUGAACAAACAGGCAGAAGAGGAAGCUCUCAGAAGUUCAGACAGAUGCACAAAAAGCUAUAAUGCAAAAAAACAACAAUGAUUAAAUUCUAGUCGGAGACUCUUGAGCUCACCCUUGAGCAUAAUUAUACAAGGGAUGCAGGUUUAAUUACAGGUUUCUUUUAGGGGAAGCAUCUCUCAUCAUGUUAAAUGUUUUAAGAAAAAAAAAAAGGAAAAGAAAUAACAUGUAAUAUCACUUUAAAGAGAUCAUCCACAACAGAGUCCCAUCGAAUCACAUGGUCGCUAAAUGGCCGACAGCCCUUUAAUCCACAAGCCUAUAAUCCCAGCUCAUCAAAGGUUGAGAUUACCAUCAGUCUGCGAAGGGCCAGGGCUGCAGAUAGGAGGACGGUGACAGAGGGAGAGCUCAGACAUGACAGCGGCGGCGCAACAGCGGGAGGAGAUUGGUGCACACAAAUAGCCAGCCAAUCACGGCAGAGGCAGGGAAAAUAACAAGGCCAGGGGAGAGCUGGAGAACGAGGGUAGAGCUAAGAAAAAGCGAGGGAGAAGGUGAAAUCACAGUCGCACGUAGAAGACACCAAACAAAGAGGAGAGAAGAAGGAGGAGUGGAGGAGAGACCGCUGAUUCUAACGGUCUCCAGAGAGCAGGGCGAAGGAGAUGAGCAGCGAGAGAGAGAGAGGGGGGGGACGAGCAGCCGGCAGAGAGAACAUCCAGUAGCUGAGGCAGCCAUGCUCUGAGCCCUGGAGCAGCAGGGCUUACGCAGACAGUGCACAGGCCCAGAGUCAGACCCAAAGCUCGGGCCCUCCGGGACAACAGAAGAUCCCACCCUCGUCAGCUGCACACAGGAACCAUGAGGACAGCCAGGAAGGGCAGCGUGGAGAUGCCGGCGUUCGUGCGGCAGCUGGUCAAAGAAACGGAGAAGAGGGUCAGCUCUUUCUUCAAAGGGGGCCGCGGGGGAGCGUCGGACGCGGAGCAGCCAGGUGAGGGGGAGAAGGAGGAGGUCCUCCCCAGCCCGUACCUGGACAAGCCCGUGCUGGACAAGCUGACGGAGGAGGGCUGCGCCCGCUGGGGCCUGACGUACGCCUUGGGCAGCAUGCAGGGCUGGAGGGCCAACAUGGAGGACUUCCACAACUGCGUGCCCCAGCUGGGUGGCGAGCUCGCGGAGUGGAGCUUCUUCGCGGUGUUCGACGGCCACGCCGGCAGCACGGUGGCGCAGUACUGUUCUCAGCACCUUCUGGGCCACAUCCUGGCCACAGCUGGAAUUGGAGCCGAGGACCACCCUGAAAAGGUGAAAGGGGCCAUAAUAGAGGGCUUCAUGCAGACCGACAAACACCUGCACUCUGCGGCCCGGCGCGAAGGCUGGGAGAGAGGCGGGACCACCGUGGUGUCCACCCUCAUCUCCCCGUAUUACAUCUACUUUGCCAACUGUGGCGACUCCAGGGCCAUGCUGUGCCGGUCGGGGCAGGUGUGCUUCUCCACCGAGGACCACAAACCUUACAGCCCUCUGGAGAAAGAGCGCAUAGAAAGCGCCGGCGGGUCGGUGUCCCUGCAGAGGAUCAACGGCUCCCUGGCCGUGUCCCGUGCUCUGGGGGACUUCAGCUACAAAGGGGCAGAGAACCGGAUCCCCAGCCAGCAGAUGGUGUCGCCGGAGCCGGAAGUGUGCGUGGUGGAGCGGUCGCCGGCGGACGAGUUCCUGGUGCUGGCCUGCGACGGCGUGUGGGACACCAUCAGCAACGAGGAGCUGUGCGCGUUCAUCCACAACCGGCUGCAAGUGUGCACCGACCUGAGGGACGUCUGCGCUCAAGUCAUUGAUCUCUGUCUUUACAAGGGCAGCUUGGACAACAUCAGCAUCAUCCUGCUCUGCUUCCCAGGCGCCCCCCAGCUGUCAGCGGAGGCAUUACACCAGGAGGCUGAGCUGGAGGACCUGCUGGAAUCCAAAGUGGCAGAAAUAUAUGAUGAGUUAUCUGCCUCGGGGGAGGAGCCUGACCUCCUAUCCGUCCUCACAGUCCUGGCGUCCACCGUCAUUCCAGGAUUACCUCCGGGUGGAGGCAUCCAGAGCAAAAGGAACUGUAUCAUCUCUGCUUACUAUCAUCAAAGAGAGACACACAAGCCGGCAGUACCAAAUGUUUUGGGAAGUUCAUGAGACCCUGAAGCAGAAGACCAUCUCUAACCCAGAGGGGCUGUAUUUAAUGUGAAAGUUAAACUGUUCUCCUCACAUGUGCAAUCUGACCAACAGGGAAUUCACAUGACCUUGGCAAAGGCGUUUGCUCACAUCAUGCGAGCAAGCAGCAUCUUGUGAAAACAAAUACAAUGCAAAAAGAAAUCUAAUAAAGCCUACAACUUUAUAUUUAUACGAGACAGAUAUUUUGUAAAAACGUACUCGGACACAGAGCAAGCAAUGAACCUCUGCCUCUAAUUCAGUGAACACACAGCACAGCUAAUAAAUUCAGAGGACAGAUCAGUACAACUGGAUAAAAAUCAACUGUGACACUGUACAUUUUCAUUGGAUAAAAACCAGGACUGUUUGAUACACACAACGUUGUAUUUUAAAGAUUACAAUUUUAAAGAGAUGAAAGUAUAAAUGUUUAGAAUUCAAAUAAGCCUUUACAUUUCAUUGUCAAAAGCGAGCCAUAAGUAAACAUGCAGAUGGCCUUUUGUUCCUAUCAGAAAUACUAACUAACUGAGUCAGGGAACUCAAUCAUAUAUGUUUCUUAUUGCUGGUGACAAGCAAAUGAUGACAGAUAUUUUAAUAUACAUACAUUAAA